AUGCCAGCUUACCGGGGAGAAGGUUGUCCUACGAUGCAAAUGACCGAGAGGGGAGAACGUAUCACACGCAACUCGACUGAAUGCAAAGUUACAACGCACAUCACAGAGACAGCAGACCGUGUAAUCGAUACAUCGCUCAAUCGGCGACAGGCUCUCUUUGAGACUACUAGGCGAGUUCUGGCAAGUGCAGUGAACGAGGGCCUGGCCAGCGCAACUAUAGUGAGGUCUAUACAUCCAAACUUGGUGUUGUGUCUACGUGACCCAGCUGGAAUUGUAGAGUCUUGGAUCAAAUGUGGUCUCCGAAAUUCCGCCUAUGUUGAGAACAACGAUAAGAAAGUCACUGGAUUUCUACGUGCGGACGAUCUACUUCCUCCAGUGCUCACUCAAGCAGUCGAAGGGGAAGUAUCAGAAGAUUUAGACCCAGGUGCCAUUUGCCGCAUUAUCUGCCUCUGGCAACCUGAAAAUUUUCCGAGUGCCGCCGUAGACACACUUGUGAAGGAAGUCCGAAAUUCUGCCGACAAUCAAGCAAAAUGGCUGGAGAUAGCCAGUACUCAGCCGACGCUACAUCUGAAGUCCCCUUUGUGUGAUUGGGAGCAGUCCGUUGUGCUUGGCCAUCCAACGCAUCCGGUGAGCUGUCCCACUACCUUUCUCGAUCCUAAUUGCCUUAGUGUUAACGCUGUGAAGCUACACCGGGCAUGUCUUGCCCAGCCGCCUUUGAAGCCCAUGGCACCUGACGAGAUCCCUGAUCUGCUGGAACCUGAGCUAUCGUUUCUGUCUUUGCCACGAUCAGAAAUGAAAACCUUCGGACCAUACACGAGUUUACUUAAACCUCUUUUGGAGGAAUUAGGGAUUCCUAGCCCUGAGUCACCAGACAGAGUAGUAGUACCGUGUUUCACUCGUCAGCUUCCGAGCAUUCUGCCGCUCUUUCCUGAUGCACGCCACAUUGGUGCUGUUAGAAGAUGCUGUCGUGCGCAGAUUUCAAUGCGUACUAUAUCAUUCCUCCCUGAUGUGGGGUCUCCUUUGCAUCUUAAGCUCUCACUGAAUUGCCAGAUCACAUCAGGCCCGAGGACUAUUACACCGUGGACUGCUGCUUUAAGUCCAGCACUCAGUACAGCGCUGAGAGUCUUACUGCCACAAGACUUAUGGAUCUUUGAAGAUGCCGCUUCUAUCACAGGCGGCCAGGAUGAUUUUGACAAAGCACGCCAUUUAACAUGCAUUAUACGCAAAAGCCCGGAAAUACAAGCGGAAGAGCUUGGAGAGACUAUUAUCCCAGUGGCUGGAUUAUUUCAGAAGCCAUAUAAGGAUAAUCGAACAUACAUGGAGAUCAUGUUCGGUCUCGAAGAUCUCCAGAAAAAGCAAACAUGGCUUAGAAAGUACUGUACCCACCCGCCUCAAGCCAGGUUUAGCUCGCUUCUUUAUCUAACAGAAGUCCUUUAUAAUAGAUAUCUUGCAAAGUUAUUCUCCUUGCUUCUGCCGCCCUUAGUCCGUCACGGAAUUGGCCUCGAGGCUCAUGCUCAGAACAUUUGCGUCCGCAUUAAUACUACCUCAAAAGAGGUUACUGGAUUUGCUGUGCGAGACUUUGGUGGAGCAAGAAUUCACCGACCUACAUUCUUCCGGACUCGCAUUGAACUCGGUACAAUUCCUCCUGGCGCUAGCGCUUUUGUGGAUGAUAUGCAAAAGGUGUGGCACAAGGUAUACCAUGCUCUAAUCCAGAUGCAUGUUGGCCAUCUUUUAUAUAUGCUAGGCUUGGAAUCCCAUGGAGGGUGGCCCAUUGUUCGAGAGGAGCUCGGAAGAGUCCUGGUCUCUUUGGGCAAUCCAGAUGCCAAGGCAGUGCAUGACCAUUUUAUGAAUAAGACCAUGGCUUUCAAGUGUUUCAUGGAAAUGCGACUCAGAAAUAUCUAUCGUGAUUACUAUGAAAGAGAGCUGCCGAAUGUUCUCCUUCGGGAUGUGCAGUCAGAAGAUGACCCUACUAGCAAAGCAGAAGUUUGA
This is a messenger RNA of Aspergillus costaricaensis CBS 115574, 1989 nucleotides long. RefSeq lists its product as uncharacterized. Bases 1 to 1989 code for a protein of 662 amino acids. The transcript is spliced from 3 exons. Gene Ontology annotation, biological process: siderophore biosynthetic process. The record is from RefSeq and is a predicted model, not a curated record. NCBI's taxonomy places the organism in Eukaryota, Fungi, Ascomycota, Eurotiomycetes, Eurotiales, Aspergillaceae.